CAUCAGUUCAGUCCAAAAAUAAAGUUAAGUCGGCCAUCUUCGUCUUCUUCAUACCAUAAAAUCACUCUUCUGCGGCCUCGGAUCUGCAAAACUUUACGGCGGACCACGGUAUCCUCCAUUUGUCUCUCUACUCUCACUCCUCCCUCUCUCUCUAGAUAUAUAUAGCAUAUAUAGAUAGAUACAUACCCAUACUCUGAUACUCAAUCGGAUCUCUGAUUCUGUAAAGUAGUAGCCCUACAUCGAAUUCGAAUAGUAUCUUAGUUGACGAUGGCUUCCCCUGGAAACCCUAACCACGUAGUGGGAGGAAGCCCAUUCGACAUGACCAAGUUCUUCAACCCCUCUCCAACUCCAAACCCUAUUUUGCAAAACCCUAAUAACACCUCCAAUUUACCCUCUUCUUAUCCUCCACCCCCACCUGCUUCUUAUCCUCCACCCACUGGCCCUUACUCCUACUCUCCUCAACUUCCCCAGUUUAACAAUAAUAAUAAUAACCACCUUCAACAAUACCCUCCUCCGCCUCCUUUCACUAACUUGCACCACCAGAGAUCUGUCCCUUAUUCUCCACCACCACUUCAACCCCCUCCUGUUCAGAACCCUAAUGCUGGGGCCAAACUCAUGGCUUUACUGGGUGCCCCACCGUCGAAUCUUGAAAAACCGCAACAACCCGCGGUGCCUAUGGUUCUGAAUCCACCUUUCUCGUACGGGUCUUCGGAAUUCUCGAUGCCCCCGAAUGUUCCGGUAUUGCCCUCGAUGUCGAAUCUCAAUUUGGCCAUGAAUAUGCAUCCGGGUCCCAUGCGAAUGCCAAGUAGCAAACUGCCAAAGGGGCGCCAUUUGGUUGGCGACCACGUGGUGUAUGAUAUUGACUCGAGAUUGGAAGGUGAGUUGCAGCCGCAACUCGAGGUUACUCCUAUAACAAAGUAUGUCUCGGAUCCUGGACUUUUGUUGGGUCAUCAAAUUGCGGUCAAUAAGACGUAUAUAUGCUAUGGACUGAAGAUGGGCAAUGUCCGUGUCCUUAACAUAAACACCGCCUUGAGAUCGUUGCUUAAAGGUCUAGCUCAGAGGGUCACGGACAUGGCUUUCUUUGCUGAGGAUGUUCACCUUUUGGCUAGUGCGAGCGAAAAUGGGCGGGUUUAUGUAUGGAAGAUUACUGAAGGUCCAGAUGAAGAAGAUAAGCCACAGAUUACAGGAAAGUUAGUAAUUGCUAUUCAGAUAGUAGGAGAAGGGAAAUCUGUUCAUCCACAAGUUUGUUGGCAUUGCCACAAACAAGAAGUUCUGGUUGUUGGGAUUGGACGUUGCGUUCUGAGAAUCGACACUACAAAAGUUGGAAAAGGUGAAGUAUGCUCGGCGGAGGAUCCUCUAAUAUGUGAUGUUGGUAAUUUGAUUGAUGGGGUCCAGCAUGUUGGUAAACACGAGGGAGAAGUGACGGAUUUGUCUAUGUGCCAAUGGAUGACUACCCGUUUGGUUUCUGCUUCAACUGAUGGCACGAUAAAAAUCUGGGAGGACCGCAGACAGCAACCACUUGUGGUUCUGAGGCCACACGACGGUCAGCCUGUUAAUUCUGUUACAUUCUUGACUGCCCCUCAUCGCCCAGAUCACAUUGUUCUCGUAACAGGGGGUCCAAUGAAUCGGGAAGUGAAGAUAUGGACCUUAUCAAGUGAAGAAGGCUGGCUGCUCCCUAGUGAUGCUGAGGCAUGGCAUUGUACCCAGACAUUGGACUUGAAGAGUUCAGCUGAAUCUCGAAUUGAAGAGUCCUUCUUUAAUCAAGUUGUGGCCCUGUCUCAAGCAGGUCUCCUCUUAUUAGCAAAUGCCAAGAAGAAUGCUAUAUAUGCUGUACACUUAGAGUAUGGUCCCAAUCCGGCCACAACACGAAUGGAUUACAUUGCUGAGUUCACUGUAACCAUGCCGAUUUUAAGUUUUACGGGGACCAGUGAUUUAUUACCUCAGGGCGAACAGAAUGUUCAGGUUUAUUGUGUACAGACACAGGCUAUUCAGCAGUAUGCUUUGGACUUAUCCCAGUGCUUGCCGCCCCCUCUGGAAAAUAUGGUGUUAGAGAAAUCAGAUGCAAUUGUGUUGCAUGAGGCAACUAGCACUGAAGGAUUUCCUACUCUGGAACCUUCUGUAAGUAAACUUACCGAGAUUCCUUUAGCUAGUUCAGCACCCAAACUAUCCAUUCAUGACAGUGGCUAUGAGAAUGCACCUAUGAUGAGACAUAUACCUAGCUGUGGUUCAAUGGAUGCCACCACCUCUGUGGACUUUGUUACUUCAAGUUUGGAAUGUAGUCCUAUAGCUUUGCCAACUGUAGCCAGCAAUAUUGAUAUUUCUUGUGUUGCAUCGCCUCCUUUACCUUUGAGUCCGAGGUUGUCUAAAAACCUCUCCGGUUUGAGAAGUCCAAAAACUGGCUUUGAGCCAGGUCCUGUGGUUGAUGAUCGUGGUGGAGAUCAACACAUUGUGGAAUAUUCAGUUGAUAGGCAAAUGGAUACAGUUCUUUCAAACUUGUCUGAUGUCCCUUCAUUGGAUGAUGAUACAAAAAAUGACGAAAACAAGCUUGUACGAGAUGAUGUUUCUGCUAUUAUCAAUCAGCCUAUGAAGUUCAAGCACCCAACUCAUCUGGUUACUCCGUCGGAAAUAUUGAUGGCUACUUCAUCUUCUGAAACUGACUAUGUUACUGUACUGAAGAGUGAGGGAGAAGCAAACAUUCAAGAUGUGGUUGCCCAUAGUGAUAUGCCCAAUGUUGAGGUGGAUGUUAAGGUUGUGGGUGAAACCGGAUUUAAUCAGAAUAAUCAAACUGGCUCUCAGGGAGAACCUCCCAACCCUGUUCCAGGAAAUAAAGACAGAGCAUUUUACUCGCAGGCCUCUGAUCUUGGCAUUGAGAUGGCCAAGGAAUGUUGUGCAUUGUCAUUUGACACUUAUAACGUAGAGGAAUCCCGACAACUUGCUGUUGCUACUGUAGCUCAACCUUCAAAUGCCGAGGACGACAUCCUUGAAUCCGGUAAGGAUAUAACGGCAAAAGAUGUCGGUUCAGCCAUACCUGCAGCAGUUCCACAACAGGUGGCACCAACUACGAAAGGGAAAAAGCAGAAGGGUAAGAGCGCUCAAGGAUCGGGUCCAUCGUCACCAUCUCCUAGUGCUUUCAAUUCAACGGAUUCUUGCAGUGAGCCUGUUGUUAGUUCAAGCAUUCCUUCUGAGCAAGCUGUCUUUACACAAAUUAUGAAAAUGCAGGAAACGCUUAAUCAGUUAAAGACCAUGCAAAAAGAAGCGCAGAAGCAGGUGACAAUGAUGGUCUCUGAUUCAGUUUCUAAAGAAGGUAGAAGACUGGAGACCUCCCUAGGGAAGAACAUGGAGAAAGCUGUCAAGGCCAAUUGUGAUGCAUUAUGGGCUCGUUUUCAAGAAGAGAAAGCGAAAGAGGAGAAAUCAGUACGAGAGCGUACACAACAAAUAACAGGUUUGAUCACUAACUGCAUAAACAAGGACUUGCCUGCUUUGGUGGAGAAAACAGUGAAGAAGGAAUUAAGUGGGGUUGGACCAAACAUAGCUCGCACAAUUCCUCCCAUUAUUGAAAAAACAGCAUCUUCAUCUAUUGCAGAGGCAUUCCAGAGAGGAGUUGGCGACAAGGCAGUCAAUCAACUGGAGAAAUCAGUAAAUUCGAAGCUUGAAGCUGCUGUUGCCAGGCAGAUCCAAGCUCAAUUCCAAACUUCUGGAAAGCAAGCUCUUCAGGACUCUUUGAAGAAUAGUUUGGAAGCUUCAGUGAUCCCCGCCUUUGAAAUGUCAUGCAAAGCCAUGUUUGAGCAAGUUGAUGCUACCUUCCAGAAAGGAAUGGUUGAACAUACAACUGCAGCUCAGCAGCAGUUCGACUCCACUCUCUCUCCACUGGCACUCGCUUUAAGGGACACCAUUACUUCAGCAUCGUCUCUGACUCAAACGUUAAGUGGGGAAUUGGCUGAUGGUCAAAGGAAGUUGUUAGCUCUUGCCGCAACUUCGAAGGUGGUUAAUCCAUUGGUUUCCCAACUGAGCAAUGGACUUUUGGGUGGUCUCCAUGACAAGAUUGAGGCACCUUGGGAUCCAACCACAGAGUUAUCUAGAUUGAUAUCUGAACACAAAUAUGAGGAAGCUUUCAACGUAGCACUGCAAAGAAGUGAUGUUUCUAUUGUGUCUUGGUUAUGCUCUCAGGUUGAUUUACCGAGGAUAUUGUUAAUGGCUCCUCUCCCGUUGAGCCAAGGAGUACUGCUAUCACUUCUGCAGCAGAUAGCCUGUGAUAUAAGCAAGGAUAUGUCCCGAAAGUUGACGUGGAUGAGAGACGUGGCGAUUGCUAUAAACCCAGCUGACCCCAUGAUAGCGAUGCAUGUUCGUCCCAUCUUCGAGCAAGUCUAUCAGAUUGUAAACCACCACCAUCGUAACCUUCCCACAAGUUCCAGUGCUGAUCUAUCUAAUAUCCGUCUUGUCUUGCACGUUCUCAACUCCAUGUUGAUGACCUGUAAAUGAUUCUUCGAUGGUUACCCUUAAUGGGGAAAAAAAAAAUAGUAGCGAGUACUAGCCUUUAUUUUUCGUUGAUCCACCAGGAGUACUACGUUGGUAUGUACAAAGUAGUAGGGUUUUUCUUUUUUGAAUCAGGCGUACCGCUGAAAUCUGUAGAGUUGGCUUCUUUUGAAGAUAUCUGCAAGUGAAAAUAGUUGUUCGGAGUUUGUGUAAAAUAGGUGAUCAUUUUGGUUCUUAA
This is a messenger RNA of Rhododendron vialii, 4711 nucleotides long. Its product is annotated as enhancer of mRNA-decapping protein 4-like. Lineage: Eukaryota; Viridiplantae; Streptophyta; Magnoliopsida; Ericales; Ericaceae. Bases 268 to 4479 code for a protein of 1403 amino acids. Gene Ontology annotation, biological process: deadenylation-independent decapping of nuclear-transcribed mRNA. Gene Ontology annotation, cellular component: P-body. The record is from RefSeq and is a predicted model, not a curated record. The transcript has 12 exons. Gene Ontology annotation, molecular function: protein binding.